AUGGCAUCGGGGGCAUUCUUCAACCCGCAAAAGGCGCUCCUCCUCGCCCCCUUCGUCUCAUCUACAUGCUCCCUCCUCUUCGCCUGGGACCAGAAUGCCUUCCUGAGCAUCUUCACCAGCCCAGAAGUCAGCGACCGCAUCAACCCCAUCCUCCCUAGCUACUGGCGCGUCUUCUUCCCCAGGGGCCUCACACAGGUCGUUUCCCUCCUGGGCGUAACGACGUGGACUUCCGUCGGGGCCGUCGUCUACUACAGGACGCUGCUGCAGAAGAAGGGCGCGUGGGCCUGGUAUGCGGCCACGGCGGCGCUGGCCGUCGGCCACUUGGUGUAUGCGCCGUUUGUGGCGCCGGCCAUCAAGUAUAUACUCGACGAUGAGGGAGGCAGGUCCAAGGAGAGAAAGCUCGCGGAGCCGGGGAACCGGAAUGUGGAUAUGCAGAAACAGUGGCUGUGGUAUAACAUGGUGAGACUUUUGACGACGGAUUUGGGCGCCUGGGUUUGCUGUGCUGUGGGUGUCAUGAAGACGUUUGAUGUGGUUGAGUAG
Metarhizium brunneum ARSEF 3297 is the source of this 540-nucleotide messenger RNA. RefSeq lists its product as uncharacterized. The record is from RefSeq and is a predicted model, not a curated record. NCBI's taxonomy places the organism in Eukaryota, Fungi, Ascomycota, Sordariomycetes, Hypocreales, Clavicipitaceae.